Messenger RNA from Salvia splendens (bonfire salvia), 2383 nucleotides. RefSeq names its product heat stress transcription factor A-1-like. Gene Ontology annotation, biological process: cellular response to heat; regulation of transcription by RNA polymerase II. Lineage: Eukaryota; Viridiplantae; Streptophyta; Magnoliopsida; Lamiales; Lamiaceae. The record is from RefSeq and is a predicted model, not a curated record. Gene Ontology annotation, molecular function: DNA-binding transcription factor activity; RNA polymerase II cis-regulatory region sequence-specific DNA binding. The transcript is spliced from 3 exons. Gene Ontology annotation, cellular component: nucleus. Bases 136 to 1665 code for a protein of 509 amino acids.
UCUCUCUCACACACACACACACACACAUAUUCUCGACCCAUCUCUAGCGCUUUCCUCUCUCUUCUCUCCUGCCCCAUCCCUCCCCCUUCUUUCUCUCGCUCUCUUAAAUCUUCCGCGCCUUGUGAUUCAGUAGAUAUGGAGGCUGGAGGAGGAGGAAUAUCAACGGUGGCGACGUCGCCGCCACCGUUUCUGAGUAAGACUUACGACAUGGUGGAUGAUCCGGCGACGGAUGCGGUGGUAUCGUGGAGCAAGAACAGCAACAGCUUUGUUGUCUGGAACGUGCCGGAGUUCGCUAGAGACCUUUUGCCUAAGUAUUUCAAGCAUAACAAUUUCUCCAGCUUCGUUCGCCAGCUGAAUACUUACGGCUUCAGGAAAGUUGAUCCCGACUGUUGGGAGUUUGCUAAUGAGGGGUUUCUUAAAGGUCGCAAGCAUUUACUGAAGACCAUAAACAGGCGUAAAUCAUCCCACGCACAAGGCCAACAGCAAAACGUUCAAGUUCAGAACCCCCCUGUCCCGUCUUGCAUUGAGGUUGGCAAAUUUGGGAUGGAGGAAGAGGUUGAAAGGUUGAAGAGAGAUAAGAAUCUUCUCAUGCAAGAACUUGUUAGGUUGAGGCAACAGCAACAAACAACCAACAGUCAAUUGCAGACUGUUGGUCAGCGUGUUCAUGUAAUGGAGCAACGACAAACACAAAUGAUGUCCUUCCUCGCCAAAGCUAUGCAAAGCCCUGGCUUUGUAUCACAGAUGGUACAUCAGCAGAAUGAUAGUGGUAGACAUAUUUCUGGUGCUAACAAGAAAAGGAGGCUACCGAGUCAGGAUGAAGAAAGUUUAGCCCGCAAUUUGAGUAUUACAUUGCCCGAUGGACAGAUUGUCAAAUAUCAGCCUUUGAUGAAUGAAGCUGCAAAGGCAAUGCUGAGACAAAUCAUGAAAAUGGAUACGUCAAAUAGGUCCGAGUCUAAACUGAGCAAUCCUAAUGAUUUCUUGAUUGACAGUGCACAUUCUCCCUCGGAUUUAUUAGAUAGUAGUAGUUCAACCAGUAGAAUAUCAGAAGUGGCUCUUUCAGAGGUUUUACCCAAUACGUCCGCGUUGUCUGAGGUCCAAUCUUCCUCAUGUCUGACGCAUGCUAGUGCUCACAAUACCCUCUUUCCGGAGGCAAGCACGGGGGCACCUGAUUUCGUUCUCGCACAAGGAAUCAGUCCAGGAAUUAGCAUCGACCCUCCUUAUGAGCCAUUUAAGGGGUCCGAGCCUACAAAUUUCAGUUCUGUGGAUGCACUUCCUGGGUUUGUCGAUGCCCCUAUACCUCCACCGUCAGAUGAACCUUUGGAAGAUUACGAUGUUGACAUUUUGCUCGAUGAUAUUCAUAAGCUGGCAGGUAUGGGUGAUGAUAUUCAUAAGCUGCCUGGUAUAAGUGAUGAUAUCCAUAAGCUGCCGGGUGUAAGUGAUGAUAUUCCCAAGCUUCCGAGCAUAAAUGAUGUAUUCUGGGAACAGUUUCUUCCUGAGAGUCCCUCCCUUAUUGAGAAAACAGAUGAGAUAAAUGCUGUUGAUCUGGGACAUGAAAUGAGCACGGAUCAGUUGACCGAACUAGAAAGUGAAUGGGACAGGCUGAAGAGUUUGAAUAAUCUUACCGAACAGAUGGGGCUUCUCACAUCAUCUGCGAAGAUCGGUUAACGAAGCAUCUGUCCACAGAAACCACCCUUUUCAGAGUUGGAUCCAUCAUUUUUUAUGGAAAAUGGAUACACUGACGGUUACGGUGGAUCCAUUGUCACUUCGUGGACAAUCAUAGGUAAAUGGUUGACUCCCACUUAUACGUGAUUCGACACUUUCAUGUGGAAUUGACAUGGGAUUCAUAUCGAUCCAACCCCCCACCCCCUCGAACCGGACGUCCACAGAUGACAAUCCAUUUGCUCCCCUUGGGCCCACAUCUUCAGUGGCACCCCUCUGGUCACACCUUUAGGUAGCCCUUGUCUGUUGGUCGUCUGGUUGGACCAAAUUGAUAAGCAUAAGAUCCCCAACUUAACCCAAAACCAUCGUUAAAGGUAAAAGCCGACUCCUACUUAUGCUACUAUACACAUUUUCAUGUGGGACUGGUGUGGGAUUCAUAUCAAUCCAUCCCUCUUUCGAACCAGACGGCAAUCCAUUUACUGCCCAUUGGGCCUACAUCUUCAGUAACACCCAUUUGGUCACACCUUCGGGUAGCCCUGUAGGUUGUCCGGAUCCAACAGGUCAGACCAAAUUGAUAAGCAUGUGUCCUAACUUAACCCAAAACCAUGAUAAACGAUAACGUGUCGACUCCCACUUAUAUGCUAUUCCACAUUUUCACUUGAAACCGUUUGAGAUUUGUAGAAUUUUGUAAAAUAGGAUGUGGAAAAUUGAAGAUUUUGCCUUU